Messenger RNA from Schistocerca gregaria, 948 nucleotides. RefSeq lists its product as uncharacterized. The record is from RefSeq and is a predicted model, not a curated record. The coding region runs from base 1 to 948 and encodes 315 amino acids. The transcript has a single exon. NCBI's taxonomy places the organism in Eukaryota, Metazoa, Arthropoda, Insecta, Orthoptera, Acrididae.
AUGGCUAUGGAUGUGUCCACUACCGAUAGUGACUCUGCUUCUGUGUCUGCUGUGUUAGAUUCAAUGUCUCCGGCUCCGGCUGACGGGACAACUAUCGAAAAUCUGGUAGUAACGAAUGUUUCACAAGAGACAGUGUCCGAACCCGUGCAGCAGUCGGCGCGUGAUUUAGUGUCGGAACCUGUUUCGCUGUCAGUGACAGUACCGGAACAGUCCGGUUCUUUGAUUGCCCCUGUUACUGUGCCUGCCGGUUCUCCUAAUUCCGCUGCUGCUGUGGAAUCACAGGCAUUUUUUGUAGCACCGAAACCGAGACGGGACGAACGUUCGUCUCGUAGUUCAAGUCGGCAACGUGCGCGUAGUGUUGGUCGGUCGCCUCCCUCUGAUAGGGGUCUUCCGCGACCCGAUCGCAGUCCGUCUCCGGUUGGGCGUUCCCCCGACGCCUCCCGACCGACACGACCCGGUCGGCAGGCUUCCCAACAGCGUGCUUCCCGACGGGACCUUGCCGACGAGCGGCGUUCGUCUCAGGCUCCUGGCUCUGGGCGUCAGCCUGUGGACCAACAGCAACAACGGCGCGCCUCUCCUCGCCGUCAGCUGCCUGCCGAAAUCAAUGUUGCUGAUCAAAAACGUGACGUCGCUGUUCGGCACUUAAGGACUGUCUUAAGCCAGCCGGGCGCAGGCGACGACUCCGGGCAAUCGACCGACACUGUUUCGGCUGUGUUGACACAGCAAUUGCCGACGAAACGUAAGGCGGAAGACACACACCAGCGUCGCGUUUGUCCUUCUGCUACUGAACGUGUGCCGGCUUCUUCUGCUGAUGUCGAGAUGUCUGUCGUUGGUCCCAUGUCGGUGGACUCUAGUGGAACGGAUUCUGGGACCGCGCCACCCCCACACCCCCCUCCCGCCGCCCCCCAGGACUGGGUGGCGGACGUGGAGGCCAGUGACGCGACUUAG